AUGCCUUUCUACCUGCUUACAAUGAUAAAACAAAUCAUUGCUUGUCACGUUUAUGGAGAGGAAAUUCUAAUAUCUUCAACUGCGUCUAUAAUCAUUAGUACAGGAGCAAUCUAUCCACUCUAUGUUCUGAAUCAAGGAACAAAGAAGGUUAUUGAGGUUUUCUUUUUAAUGGUGUCUGCUUCUGUGAUAAGUUUGUUCUUUGCCUAUGUUUAUGCAGAAGAGAAGAGAAAUCAUUACAAACAAAGGUUUGCUUACAUGCAGGAAAAGUAUUUGAGUAAUGAGAAAACUCACAUGAUUGCAAAUAUUUCACACGAAGCAAGAGUUUCUCAAAUACUUAUGAACUUCAUAUCCAAUUCUAUCAAAUAUUCAUCUUCUGAAUCUGGAGAGAGCUCAGUAAUUCUCAAGUGUGAUAUUUGUUCAGAUGAAGAGCUCACAUCACUGAACGUAGAGAAGGAUAAAAUAAUAGAAAUGCUUGAUGAUAAGGAGGACAUUGUUUUCGUUAAAAUUGAUUGUAUUGAUAAUGGAAAAGGAAUUGAAAAGGAUAAUAUCGGUAGCUUAUUCAAAGCAUUCCAAAUUUUUGAUCUCAAGAAUAGUGAAAAUAUAACGGAUACAAGUGGAACUGUAUUUGACCAAUACUAUUUGAAAUCAAUUUCAGCUAGUAUUAAGGAAAUUGAUUGUUCAAAAUCAUUGAUUGUAAUUUACUCUGAAAAUCUUCACUAUGAAGUCAAACACUUAUUCAAGCAGUCAGUGAUGGAAAAAAUUCUAAUUCCAAUAGGACAUCGAGGAAAGAUGAGAAGAUUCACAAACAUGAAAUAUGUAAUCAAACCUCUUAAGGUUGAUGAGUUGGUAAAUGUGUUGAAUGAAAAAAUUGAGAAACACAAAAAGAGAGUAAGCCAUCAAACUACAGAUUUUCCACCAGAAAUUAAGGUCACAACAGAGAAUAUUGAUUCUGUGCAGUCUUCUUCAAAUAAUAUGCCUCUAAAUGUUGAACCUCCUAGGGUUGAACCAAUCACAGAUUCCAAAAGAGUUUUAAUAACAGAUGAUAAUUUAAUUAACAGAAAAGUGAUGGAAAAGAUGGUUCGAUUGUUGGGAUUUACUGAAGUUGAUUGUGCAUCGAAUGGAUUGGAAUGUUUUGAAAUGUACAAACAAAAACAAUAUUCAAUCAUUUUAUUGGACUUGUUGAUGCCAGUCAUGUGUGGCAAACAAAGUGUGAAACAUAUUCGAGAAUUUGAAGAGAGUGAAGGAAGAAAACGAACACCAGUAAUUGCCAUCACUGCCAACAUUUGGGAAUCAGUUGAUACUCUCUCACAACUUGGAUUUGAUUCGGUCAUUUACAAACCCAUCCUUAUUGAAAAAUUGAGGGAGGAAAUUGACAGGCUCCCAACCAACACCUCAUAG
Messenger RNA from Naegleria gruberi, 1398 nucleotides. RefSeq lists its product as uncharacterized. The record is from RefSeq and is a predicted model, not a curated record. Lineage: Eukaryota; Heterolobosea; Eutetramitea; Acrasida; Naegleriidae. The transcript has 3 exons. Gene Ontology annotation, biological process: phosphorelay signal transduction system. The coding region runs from base 1 to 1398 and encodes 465 amino acids.